This is a messenger RNA of Phytophthora nicotianae INRA-310, 1020 nucleotides long. RefSeq lists its product as hypothetical. NCBI's taxonomy places the organism in Eukaryota, Oomycota, Peronosporomycetes, Peronosporales, Peronosporaceae. Gene Ontology annotation, molecular function: transcription coactivator activity. The transcript has 2 exons. Gene Ontology annotation, biological process: regulation of transcription by RNA polymerase II. Gene Ontology annotation, cellular component: mediator complex. Bases 358 to 861 code for a protein of 167 amino acids. The record is from RefSeq and is a predicted model, not a curated record.
AGAUACAACUCUUGCACUGGGAAAGUUAUCACCGACAACAAGGGAGCCAUGACGGGCAUGACCAGGUGCGUUCAGCCGCUGGUGCGCUGCGAUGUACGAACUAAUACAUGUAUGCUGCUUCUCCUACUUAGAGUGGUGAUCAUCCAGGACGUCAAUAUCACGCAGAAGUAUCAGGAACUGCUGCGCAAGUUGGAGACGAUGGGUGGGGAGAAGCUCGGCCGGCAUGUAGUACACUGCCGUCUCUUCAACCGCAAGACGCUCAUGGGUAAACGAAUAUGAUAGUGCUGCCAGCCAGUAGAGGUGGAUCUGCUGUACUAAUGAGCUGUGGGGUGUUUAGAUGGCUACGUCAACCAGCGCAUGUUCAUGCUGAGGAUGUCACAGAACGACGACCUGGUGUACGCUGUGCUGGCCAACGAAAAAGCACACGGCAUAGCGCCCAGUGACAAUGGAAUCGAAGGGCUCAUGGAGGACUGCUCACUGCUAGAGUGUGGACUCGACGGCGCCAAUAUCCUACAGCAGGUGGAGAUCUACGCCUUCAAAUCGGACGGACAGUUUGAGGGUACGCAGUAUGUUGUGGGGGACUUUGUGGUGAGCGUUUGCACGUUCAUGUCCCGCAAUAAUCUUCCCCGAGGUCUCAUCAUCGAGGUUCAGUACUCGCCGUGCUACACGGUAUCUCAUGUGGACUUACUGAUCGACGAGUUCCUAAGCAACUUCGCCUCACAUGAACAUCUGCGCAAGCCUGUUGAUAAUAUGCCGGCUCUGUUCGAGAAGGUGGGACUGCCAAACAACGAGUACAGCCUCAAGCACACGGCAUUGCAAUACGUCGCCGCUUUCAAUAUCCUACGCAAGUUUGAAAAGUAAAGUGCACUUCAGUCUGCGAAUAAAGAAAUCCUCAACUAGUACAGGCUUGCAUUGCAGUACAGGCAAAAGAAAUGUAUUUGAGCAGAUGAAAAGCAAGUUGGUCCCUAACUAUUCCCUACUAAUCUAAGACGAAGAACUGGGGGAGAUGGCACUGCCGCC